CUCCAGAUUGUUUGGUGCUAUUUUAACUUUCUCUUGUUUUUCAACGUAGUCUUAUUUUGUGCCCUGAGAAGGUCGCCCACCUCCCUUGAGAAACACUGGCGAGGCCGUUCCCAAAGGCGCAAGCUCCUUUCCUGCACCAGCCAGCCCUGGGGAUCUGGAAGCGCAUUUGGGAUCCUUGUGGGGUCAUGAACCCCGCUCUGAGGGUGCCCACGGCAAUCCCGCCGCCCUUCUAGGCUGCCCCUCCGCCGGGCAUGCCAGAGAGCCUCUCCCGCCCUGCUCGAGACCUGGAAGGCGCCCAUCCUACAGGCGCCUCUCGGCGGGGCGGCUGAUGGGCCACCUUGCGAGGGGGAGGCACCGCUGCUCCCCUCCCUGCCCUACCAUCGCUUCCCCACACCCCCGCCACAAGACCGUGAAGGCUCCAGAGCGCCGCCCCGCCAGAGCACUCUCGGGACUGCCGCUGGGGGCGCUCGAGCGCGGGAAACCUUUCGGAGCGUUCUACGUUUCCGGCCGGAGCGAAGGGCCGGAACACCGGAAGUCGUGUGCUUCUCCGCAGCCACGAUGGAGGUCGGUGCCGGAGCUAAGUGGAGCCUGGAGGAUCCGGACGCGGAGCCGGAGCGGACGGACUCGGAGUCGGAGGUGAGGGUCGGGCCGGGCGAGUCGGUGGGAGAUUCGGGCCACCCACCGACCCUCCCCGCCUCGCCUUCUCUGCAGGAGGAGCCGGCGGCCGCAGGCCGUGGAGACUUCGCGGCGGGCUUCGCGUUCUCCGAGAAGGAAGCCGCGGCGGGAGCGGGCAGCGGGGCCUGGGCGGAGGCGCUGGGGCAGCUGAAGCGCAAGCGCUGCGCCACCAGCUUGGAUGAGAAGAUCGCGACGGUGAGGAGGCAGCGCAGAGCUCAGGAGAAGGCGACCAAAGAAGGAGCAGCAAAGAGAGAUUGUGGAGAUACCACCCAGGAAAAUGAGGCAAAGGCCGGGGAUAGCGAAGAGGAAGAGGAGCUACUGUCGGAACAUUCCUCAGCAGAUGAGAGCGUCUUUGCAAAAGCUGAUACUCUAAAGCUGAAGCAGCGGUGGAAACAGAAGCACGGUGAAAAGGAGGAAGCCACACAGUUUUUUCAAGAAGAUGCUUCGCAGUACGAUGAUAGUUUGUCCUUCCAAGACAUGAACCUCUCUCGACCCUUGCUGAAGGCCAUAACCGCUUUGGGCUUCAAGCAGCCUACCCCGAUCCAGAAGGCCUGCAUCCCUGUAGGACUGUUGGGGAAAGACCUGUGUGCGUGUGCAGCCACAGGAACAGGAAAGACUGCAGCCUUCAUCCUUCCUGUCCUGGAGCGUCUGAUCUACAAACCUCGGCAGGCCCCCGUCAGUCGGGUGUUAGUGCUGGUCCCAACCCGGGAGCUGGGCAUCCAGGUGCACUCUGUUACAAAGCAGCUGGCUCAGUUCAGCAGCAUCACUGUGUGCCUGGCAGUGGGUGGCUUGGACCUCAAGACCCAGGAGGCAGCCCUGCGCUCCGGCCCCGACAUUCUCAUUGCCACUCCUGGCCGCCUCAUUGACCAUCUGCACAAUUGUCCCUCCUUCCACCUGGGCAGCAUUGAGGUCCUCAUUCUGGAUGAAGCCGAUCGGAUGUUGGAUGAGUAUUUUGAGGAGCAGAUGAAAGAGAUCAUUCGAAUGUGUGCUCGACAUCGCCAGACCAUGCUCUUUUCUGCAACCAUGACGGAUGAGGUCAAGGAUUUGGCUUCCGUUUCUUUGAAAAACCCUGUCCGGAUCUUUGUGAACAGCAAUACAGAAGUGGCCCCCUUUCUGCGCCAGGAGUUCAUCCGCAUCCGGCCCAGCCGUGAGGGGGACAGGGAAGCCAUUGUGGCAGCUCUGCUCACUCGGACGUUCCCAGACCACGUGAUGCUCUUCACCCAGACCAAAAAGCAGGCCCACCGCCUGCAUAUCCUCCUUGGCCUGAUGGCUCUCCGUGUUGGGGAGCUGCACGGCAACCUUUCCCAGGCCCAGCGGUUGGAAGCUCUCCGGCAAUUCAAGGACGAGCAGAUUGACGUUCUGGUGGCCACAGAUGUUGCUGCCCGAGGCCUCGAUAUCGAAGGCGUCAAAACAGUAAGGUCCCUGCUGUUCAGCCCUCCCCCCCCAGCCCCCUUUUCCCCACAGGGCAGAUGCUCUUUGCUGCUUCCUCUGUAUUUGCAGGUGAUCAACUUCACCAUGCCCAACACCACCAAACACUAUGUCCACCGGGUGGGGCGUACAGCUCGGGCAGGGCGCGUGGGCCGCUCUGUUUCCUUAGUGGGCGAGGAAGAGCGCAAGAUGCUGAAGGAGAUCGUCAAGGCUGCCAAGGCCCCCGUGAAGGCCAGGAUUCUCCCCCAGGAUGUGAUUCUGCGCUUCCGGGAGAAGAUUGAGAAGCUGGAGCCAGAUGUGUAUGCUGUGCUGCGCUUGGAGCGGGAAGAGCGGGAGUUGCAGUGCUCGGAGGCCCAGAUCAACACUGCCAAGCGGAAGUUGGACAGCGGUUCCCAGCAAGCAGCCGGAGGCACUCCCCGCAGCUGGUUCCAGAGCCAGGAGGAGAGGAAGAAGGAGAAGCUUGCCAAGGCUCUUCAGGAGUUUGACCUGGCGCUUCGAGGCAAGAAGAAGAGAACAAAGUUUGUGAGGGAUUCUCAGAAGAAGGUUCAGCCAACGCCAGAGGAACGUUCCCAGUUUGAGAUCUUGAAGGCCCAGAUGUAUGCCGAGCGGCUGUCCAAGAGGAACCGCCGGCCCAAGCGAGCCCGGGCCAUGCCGGAGGAAACAUCGCUGGUAGAAAUGAAGGCUGGACCCAAGCAGCAGCGCAAGAAGGCCACAUCGGUGUUUGACGUGGAGCUCACCAGCACCAACAAGAAAGCCCUCAAGCAGUAUCGAGCGGGACCUUCCUUUGAAGACCGCAAGCGUCUGGGCUUCCCAGAUAGAAGGAAAGGAGGAAAAUUUAAAACCAAGUCCAGAUACAGGCGGAAGUGAGUGCACCUGUGAGCCUCUAUGCAGCAGCCCCUGUGGAAUUCGGGAUCCCUUCACAUUCGUUCUCCCUGCAGCAGCCUAGCAGUUGGAAACAAGCAGUGGCUGCUUUAGGACUUGGCUGAAGAACUGGACCUUGGGAGAGAUGUCAGUUGGGUCUCCCUCCUGCUUCUCUGAAACUUCUGAGGAAGACCUUGAGACCAAAUAAACCAACUAUGUUGUUGGCUCAUCUGCCUUGCUAUGGAGCCCAAGGGUUUUGUGUGAUCUUUACCUAACAGCUAUUAAAGGAAGCUGAAAAUUCCGAGAACUGAAAGGCAACCUAAAAAGUU
Molecule: messenger RNA, 3293 nt
Organism: Ahaetulla prasina
Lineage: Eukaryota; Metazoa; Chordata; Lepidosauria; Squamata; Colubridae
Gene: DDX27
Product: DEAD-box helicase 27
Exons: 19
Coding region: 559-2970 (803 amino acids)
Molecular function (GO): RNA helicase activity; ATP binding; nucleic acid binding
Source: RefSeq, a predicted model, not a curated record